AAGUCGGGUACUUUCCUAAAAACGGGGGUACUUGGCUUCCCCUGCUUCCAAGCCGGGUGUCAUGCUGAUAAGCUUUAACCUAACCUAGGAGAUUAGCGAUAAGAGGAUGACCUAAGCCACAAUGACAUAUGACAUCGUGACGACGCACAGAGGCUCAGCGUCGGUUUUACAACUACAUACCUAUUUCCAAUUUGCUUUUUAGCAAAGGUGCUCUUACCGAUGUCAUUAUGCAAUAGAAUAACCUAGAACCACAUGCAGUUAGGGACCCAAGCUGAGCUCGAUACCUACCUAGCCUAGCUGUUAGUUACUGGCAAUGGCUCCAUUGCCUCGUAAUGUUCUUCGGACCCGCUUCAACCCGCCAUUGAUCGAUUCAAUAUCCCUUCGGGUGCCGAGACCUCCGCCAAACGAAAUAUAUUCAACACCAUUACGACCUUCAAGUCUUUGUUUUCUUACAUAGCUGAUAUAACUAUUUCACAAUGUCGAUACGAAUAGCGCUUGACAACCCCCCGGAGUUCUAUACGAACCUCGACUACAUUAGCGGCCGAGUGAUCUUGGGUUUAUACCGGCCCGAAACCAUUGGCAAUGUCAUUGUCAAGCUCGAGGGCGAGUCGCGUACCGCCCUAACUAUGCCAGCGACGGGCGACCGCGACGAGUACAAUCGGCCCCGUGCUCCUGGUGCUGGCAGUGUUGGCAAUGUCGUUACCGAGAACCACAAGAUUCUAUACCGCGUCUUUCAGGUCUAUCCAGACGACGGCGCUGCGCUACCUCUCCAGCCCGGCCAGCAUGAAUUCAAGUUCAACUUUAAGCUCCCCCUCAACAAUAUCUGUUACGACGAAAAGGCCAUGGGCGCUCUGUUGGGCUUAGGAGGUCUGGGGAGUGGGUUUCGUACUAUGGACGGCACAAAACAGCUCAUGCUGCAGCACGUUAAGGCUACUCUACCCCCUUCGCUCACGGGUUUCCCUCAGGAGGCCGAAAUACGUUACUAUAUUAAGGUUACCAUACAACGCCCAGGAUUCUUCAGGGAGAAUUGGCGAUAUCAAGUCGGCUUCAAGUUCUUGCCCGUCGAGCCACCCCGACCGCCCAAGACUAGCCAGGAAGCCUUCGCCCGCAGGCCCUUUACUUUUAGACCACGCGCCCCAACCCACCAGAGGAGAUCCCUCUUCGGCGGCAGAUCAUCAGCAGCGAGUCCGCUAGAAGAUCCCAACCAAAUGCCUCCCUCGAUUGAAAUGUCAGCACGGAUACCGUUUCCCAGCAUAUUAACAUGUAAUGAACCCCUGCCCCUCCGGCUGAUCGCCCGGAAACUGGCGCCGACGACGACGCGGGACCAACAGGUGUACUUAACGGCGCUCGAGAUAGUUUUAGUUGGGUAUACACUUGUCCGAGUGCACAACCUCGAGAAUACAGAACGCACAUCAUGGGUCAUCCUCUCCGCUCCGCAAGUAUCUCCGCCAAUCACACUCUACGACAAUCCCGCCGACCCCGUCAAUGCUGAAUUCGAAGUUCCCCCCACCCUCUGGAAAGACCGACGUCUCCCCAACACCAUCGCACCAUCCUUCCGGACAUGCAACAUCGCGCGGCGCUACGAGAUCGAAAUCAAGCUAACGCUAAGCUGGGGCCUACCCCUCCCUGGCUCCAACCCCUUUUCAAACCAGAAGCAGGUACCGCAGUCUAUCACUCUUCCCCUGAAGCUCUCCAAAGUCGAUGUGUUCUCGGGAAUUUCCCCGCCGCGAGAGCUCCUGAAUGCUCUCGCCGCCAACAGCUUUCCAGCCCGGCCGCAACUGCCCCAAAGACCAACGCCUCAGCAGCAGCCGCCGCAGCAACCGCCGCAGCAGCGCCUGAACGUCAUCGCCGACCCCUUGUAUCCCCCGCAGUUAGGCACUGCGGGCGCAGCUAUGUUCGAAGAGGCACCGCCCAGCUACGACGAGGCGAUGGCGGAUUCACUUGCCGGGCCCGCAGCGCGGCCCGCGUACAGCGGGGUCACGGCCGAGAACGCACCUAGUACGAUGCCGCCUGAGAAGUCAUGAUCACCGUAACGGGUACGGUAUAUGCUUAUGUGGUAGUUUGUAUUACGGGCGGAUAUGUAUUAGGUACAUAGGGUAUGCGACGGAUUACGAGGGGAGUAAAAGGGAGUUUAUUAUAAUGUACAAUUACUCGGGUGUUGGCGCAUAACAAAACACGGGAACAGCGAAGCGAAGCGAGGGAGCGACGGAUGAUACCCCUCGGAUUACUUGGUUGGUACGAAUACAUAGCACGUAUUUUGUCGUAGCGUUUAUGGAGUAGAUGUCGGCGUGGUAGCCUUGUAUAAGUAGAUAGAUGGUUAUGGAAGGUUGAUAGCGGUUAGGGAUUUAAUGACUAAUACGAUUUAACAUAUUUAAGAUUGGUUAA
Messenger RNA from Daldinia decipiens, 2385 nucleotides. RefSeq lists its product as uncharacterized. Gene Ontology annotation, cellular component: cytoplasm; plasma membrane; cytosol. Gene Ontology annotation, molecular function: protein-macromolecule adaptor activity; ubiquitin protein ligase binding. The record is from RefSeq and is a predicted model, not a curated record. The transcript has a single exon. The coding region runs from base 477 to 2024 and encodes 515 amino acids. NCBI's taxonomy places the organism in Eukaryota, Fungi, Ascomycota, Sordariomycetes, Xylariales, Hypoxylaceae. Gene Ontology annotation, biological process: ubiquitin-dependent endocytosis.